AUCUCUGUGUAACACUUUCCAGCGGCUAGUCGGACUCGUCAUCGCCAGAGUCGAUUAUUGUUCAUUUAAGGAUCAAACUCUUUUCAGAGAUUUUCACAUCGCUCACCAAGUUUUACUGCAUUGGAGUAAUGCUUAUUCUCAAUGUUCAUCGCUGUGAAAAAGGAGCAGUAAUUGAUAUACACUCACAAGCUGUUCUUGGUUAAAGAAACCGUAACAAUGGUCGAAAUUGAAGGAAGUUUUAUCAUUACUACCUAAGCUUCGAGACACAUAGGAAAAUAGUGCUUUCUAUCCUGUUCCACAACGGUGCAAUAAUGAAUGCAAAUAAAAUUACGGAAUUAGAUGGAGCGUCCAUGGGCUACAAAACACCACAGCAGUCCUUUCAAGAGGCAUUAAAUUUCACCAGCGAAGUCAACGAAAUAGAUGUUGAUUCUAAAAAAGAAAUAUCAUUGCUUGAACUAUUCAGGAAGUUCAACGACUCGGUGAUCACGUAUCCCGUUGUUGUUCUGCUUAUCAAUACUUUUUCAGUAUUAAUUAUUAUAUUUCAACGCAGUCUUGCCUUGAUAAUAAAAUUGAUCGUUCUCGUUCUAUACGUCGUUUUAUUGGGAUUCACGGUGUUCACAUUCAAGAAUCGCAAUUGAUUCUCAGGCUCUGCCACUACCACCCGUUCAAUAUUCGAAGGCUCCAACUUCUCAUUGUGUGACCGAACAUUGACUAGAAUCGACCUUAAAACACGGAUAAUGGAAAUAAGCCCAAUUGGUAUUUUCACCAAUACCGGCAUCAAAAAAUCGAAUCCAAAGCCGAGUUAGCCAUCAUCCAUUUUUCACAACCAGUUUAUUUGAAUAUAUUUUU
Messenger RNA from Venturia canescens, 849 nucleotides. RefSeq lists its product as uncharacterized. The coding region runs from base 312 to 638 and encodes 108 amino acids. Lineage: Eukaryota; Metazoa; Arthropoda; Insecta; Hymenoptera; Ichneumonidae. The transcript has a single exon. The record is from RefSeq and is marked provisional.